AUGACCGGCUGGACAACAAAGAAACGAAACAACUUUCUUAAAGCUUACAUCGAAUCUUACGCUAAAACGUCAGCAAAUUCACCAGAACGAGUAUCAUGGAGAAAGGACCUAUACGAAGCAUGGGAGGAACAGUUUGGAAAUUUGACUCCAAAAGACAAGCAUAUGAUCAGCAGCUAUUUCAAUAACCACUCAAAAGGGAGUAGCAAACGGGCCAGACCGUCAUCCAGCAAUAUUCGGUCGCAAUCCGACGAUGAAGAUGAAGCCGACGAAACAGAUGAGUUGGAAGCCGAUAACGUCGAGUUUGAUAAGGGCAGUGGACAGGAAAUAACAGAACCAUCUACAAGUACGGCAGUGAGUGGCGUACCGACGCCGCCAUCUCCGAGUUCUGCACCGGCUACGGGACCUACAUCCGCUGGCCAACUCGCAAUUGCAAGGGACGAGAUUCCUGAAUCAGCGUCAACGUCUGGUGGGUUGCGAGAUAGUUGCCAGUCGGACGGACAAAACCUCAGUGCUUGCUUGCGCGAUGUGGAUACCGGCGGCGGACACUUCGCGCCUGUAGUUUAUCCGACAGAAUUGCCUCGGCUACGUCGCUAUUUGGGAGUAGAGAACAUAGUGAUAGAUGCUGAACUACCAGGGCUCUGUCCAGCUGACGUCCGGGUACGAUACGAAGAUGGGAUCUUGCGUUUGUUUGCUGGGAAAGAUGAUAAAGACGGACUACCCGAUCUGCGUCGUACAUAUGACGGAGCGCUUCGAGUGGGGUCGCAAAACACCGACCGUAUCAUCUGUGGUAUGGCGGAUGGCAUUUUGAGAUUGAUCCUCGCGCGAAAUAAGGUCACUGAAGCAGCGAACACGCCUGAAGGAGAGAGUAUCAAGAUAAAUGACGGACUUCCCACCGAAUUUGCCUGA
Messenger RNA from Pleurotus ostreatus (oyster mushroom), 906 nucleotides. RefSeq lists its product as uncharacterized. The coding region runs from base 1 to 906 and encodes 301 amino acids. NCBI's taxonomy places the organism in Eukaryota, Fungi, Basidiomycota, Agaricomycetes, Agaricales, Pleurotaceae. The record is from RefSeq and is a predicted model, not a curated record. The transcript has 5 exons.